Molecule: messenger RNA, 1917 nt
Organism: Cryphonectria parasitica EP155
Lineage: Eukaryota; Fungi; Ascomycota; Sordariomycetes; Diaporthales; Cryphonectriaceae
Exons: 1
Coding region: 1-1857 (618 amino acids)
Source: RefSeq, a predicted model, not a curated record
AUGGUCCUCAAGACAUGCAUAGCGCUUCUGGUCACAUCAUGCAUCAGCCAGCUUCAGUGGAGCUGGUAUCUCGAGACACGACCACUUCGAGAUCUUGUUGCAUUCCAUGACGCGGCGACUGGGGCCAUAGGGUGCGUCUCGUGGCUGUGGAAUUACCACCUGCGGCAGCCCUUGGCUGCGCUCGGAGCUAUAAUCACAAUCAUUGCUAUAGCUAUUGACCCAUUCAUUCAACAACUCGUCCAAUCAAUUGACUGCAGUCAAAUUCUCUCCGGCUAUACUCCAGCCUCCGUACCGCGCACAAACUUCAUGGGGUAUAAGGACUGGACCGAAAGCCUCGAGGAGUCUAUUUUGGAUGGUCUCUAUGCGAUGCAGAACCUGACGGAUUUCAACUGCCCGACGGGCAACUGCACGUUCAGCGAGACCUACAGCAGCCUCUCGUUCUGCAGCCAGUGUGUGGACAGGUCGGCUGAGGCGACAAUUGAUGAACAAUGCUUCAUUAGUCAGUGGGAUGGCGGGAGAAAUGCCACGCGUGAGGCUGUUCCGUGCAACGUGGACAGUCCCAGCGCGGUCACACAGACAUGGAAUCUCACCACUAGCCUGCCGCCAUCAGAACUCAACUUCUACUUUGAGGACGGGCCAUUCCAGAAUAUCUCAGGAAAUCCUCUCUCGGAACCACACGUCUUCUCUCUCCAGCAGUUGGACAUCCUGUCAGCGCUCUAUCAGGGUCAGGCUUUCGGGGCCGUUCUGGGCUACUCGGACUCAGCUAUUUUCAGAACAGACCCGACAUGGACGGUGAGCCCCUUGUCCGGCUGCGAUAACCCUACCUCGAAUGAUACCUGGCGCUGCAGAGGUUAUGGUAUUGCGGAGUGUACGUUGCAUCCCUGCGUGCGGACUUUCUCGUGCUCCAUCGAGGGGGGUCGGGUCAACGAGAUCACUGUCGACCACUCGAGCAGAGAUCAGGUUUGGGGGGCUCAGGAUCCAGUACUUCCCUCACUCUACGGUCUGCUUGAUAUGCAGUGCAUCACUGACGACGACCGAGGUAAUCUUGCAGAAGCUGGAUAUGAUCUUGUUGAAGAAGCUUCGGGCCGCUGGCUCCCCUAUAACAUUACCUUUGACCCGACCACCACCCCUGUGAACGCAUCGUCCCCGUUCCCGCAGUCGCUCCUGGGACGGGGUUGCCUCUAUCUUAUAGAUGAAUCCUUCCUUAUACCCCUCUGGGAUGAAUACAUUUCCCCGCUUCUCGUCGGCACCGUAACUCGCGAGAUUAUCGCAGAAGUGACCGCGACCAACAACUCGUUGCCAUACUCGUAUCAGUAUGACUUCAACGGGACACAGCAGCUGCUCAACCUAUACGACGCGGGCAAUGUCUCGAUGGACUCGAUCAGCGCCACAUUCGACAAUCUUGCGCAGGCACUGACGCUUUGGGUGCGGGAGAAUGGCGCGGCCAACUACAGCCGGCGUGCAGAAGGCGAUGUGCUCCACUACGCCGUCUGUGUGCGGGUGAAGUGGGCGUGGGUGGCACUGCCGGCGGCCCUGGCUGGGCUCACGCUUGUUCUCUUCAUCCUGACCGUCCUCACCACGGCGGGGCGGGCAGUGCCCCUAUGGAAAAUGUUUCCUCUCGCCGUGCUGUUCUCUGGGCCGGCUGGGAGGGACUGGGUGAGCGAGAACAGGCUGAUGAGGAGGGGCACUGCUGAUACGAACACGGGCGAGGCGACUCGUCUUCCUGAUGAUACUGAUCAUGAUUACGACGAGACGGUUCAGGGAAUGCUGCGAAUUUCUGAUAGGAUUUCUGUGAAACUACUGCAGAAACAGGACGGUCGUUAUCAGCUCCGCCAAGUGGAACCUCCGUCGAAGUGAGCAGUAACCAGCAAGAGAUGAUAGAUGAAAUGAAGGAGGAAUUUAGUUUUUCGUGAUUCU